Messenger RNA from Lingula anatina, 1311 nucleotides. RefSeq names its product gamma-aminobutyric acid type B receptor subunit 1-like. Gene Ontology annotation, biological process: G protein-coupled receptor signaling pathway; gamma-aminobutyric acid signaling pathway. Gene Ontology annotation, cellular component: G protein-coupled receptor heterodimeric complex; membrane. Gene Ontology annotation, molecular function: G protein-coupled GABA receptor activity. The record is from RefSeq and is a predicted model, not a curated record. NCBI's taxonomy places the organism in Eukaryota, Metazoa, Brachiopoda, Lingulata, Lingulida, Lingulidae.
AUGGAAGUGUUUGGCAACAUUGCGCUGUUAUUGGGUCUGUGUCUCCGUGUUACUGAAGGCGCUGAUAUUUACUUCGGUAUGCUCGCUCCGAUUGGCACGCCCAACGAGCAAAUGUAUGGCCCUGUUCAGCUGGCCCUCAACGACAUCAACAACCAUCCCAAAAUGCUGUCAGGGCACACGCUGCGUCUCGUCAUCAAAAACACUUCGGUGCCUGCAAACGAAUCUGUAUAUCAUGUUGGAAACGCCGUGGCCAAGCUCCAAGAUCUGAUGACGUCAAAAACAGACCCACCUGUCAUGGCACUGCUCCAUUACGGCAGCAUCACUGAGACGGAUGUGAUAGGAGAGAUCACGGGGAAACUGAAAAUGAUACAGAUUUCGACCGGUAGCCCGUCUUCCACACUAUCCCAAAGACUCGUCUUCCCAUACUUGUACCGGACAAUCGGCUCAUUGCUAGACGUUAUCACCAUAGAAGUGGAUUUUGUCAAGCGCUUCGGUUGGACCCGCGUGGCGUUGCUUGCGGAGGACAAGGAGCUGGUUACAGAGGAACUGGACGCAAGGGCAUACAAAUAUGGCUUGAUUGGAAAGAAAUAUGUUUGGCUGACAUUGAUGCAACAUGUCAAAGAUUACCGCAACUUAGCAUCCAACAUGCAUCAAAAAGGACAACUCUCUUGUAACGCAGAGCAGGUGGUCCAAGCGGCAGAAGGGCAGUUCAUUAUAUUCCGUGCUGACGCUAAACAUGCUAGCGAAGUUGGAUAUGAAUCAUUACGGGCAUUUACAGAUCAUGCAGAAAUUUUGAGGGAAAUGAAAGAACAACCUUGGUACAAUGAUGACACCAGAAUAAUACUAUAUCAAGUGAAUUAUGACGCCAUAUGGGCGGCUGCAUUGGCCUUAAACAAGAGUCUGCCUCGUCUUCCGCCAAGAGCGAUCACCAACUUCAGGUACACCGAUCUGAGCACGGUGACGGACGCUCUGAUGCCAGAAAUGAAUUGCACCAACUUCUUCGGGGCGUCGGGUCCAGUGUCUUUCUCACUGCAUGGAAGUCGAAUGAGCUGGCUGUCUAUGGAGCAAAUAAGAAACGGUACAGCUAUAUUGUUUGGUAUUUAUGACCAGAAAUCCCGGAACAUCACGUUGUCGGAGAAGAUUAAUGACCUGUGGUAUUCUCAUGGUGGCUCCAUACCUCAGUCUGGGUACAGGACGGUCCGAAAAGUACUGGUUGUCGCAGACGAACUAAAAAUAGCCUUUACUGUGAUCGCUAUGACAUUCGUCCCAUAUGCUAGCUCCAAUACUACGACUCACCCUAACAUAUACUAA